This is a messenger RNA of Cuscuta campestris, 637 nucleotides long. The record is from the annotation of a GenBank genome assembly. NCBI's taxonomy places the organism in Eukaryota, Viridiplantae, Streptophyta, Magnoliopsida, Solanales, Convolvulaceae.
AUAUCCUUUUCCGAAGGGUCUGUCUCGUCGCUUAUUUUACAGAUUUGGUGUCGAUUCUUGAAUGCCGAGGAAAAGCAUCGAAGCAAGUCAGAUGUCUAUCGAGUUUUCCUUAGCACGAAUCCUUUUGCUGAGUUUGUAAAGAUCAAUUUAUAUGACGAUGCUCAUGAAACCUUUUGUGAAGUCGCUGACAGAGAAUUGGUAGAACAACAGUUUUAUAGCGGCAUUGAUAUGUGUACUGCAGAUUUGACAAGGAUGAUGUUUAUAUAGUUUGUUUCAACAUGAAAAAGGAGAAGAUAACCAUCAUUGAUUCAAAUGAAGAUAAAACUAAGGUGUAUGAUACAUGUGUUGAAUAUUUGAAAAAGGGAAUGUGUGAGUUUUUCAACGAAAAACAACUUGAGCAAAGAGCAAGUAAAAUUUCCAACUUUCAUUUUGAAAUAACAAAGAAGGCAUGUUAUGGGAACAUGGAAGGUAUGGGUGUUGGUGCCAUAGCCAUGAGGCAAUUGGAAACUUUCAAGUGGAAUUUGAAUACGUGGAAGAUGGAUUUGAACAAAAAUGAUGUAAAUGGAUUAAGAAUGCUCUGUGUCCGAUAUUGCUACGAAAUGCUCACCUCUGAUCAUAAUCAACUUGCCGUACAAGU